Molecule: messenger RNA, 1007 nt
Organism: Leptinotarsa decemlineata (Colorado potato beetle)
Lineage: Eukaryota; Metazoa; Arthropoda; Insecta; Coleoptera; Chrysomelidae
Gene: shi
Product: dynamin-1 shibire
Biological process (GO): synaptic vesicle budding from presynaptic endocytic zone membrane; receptor internalization
Cellular component (GO): cytoplasm; microtubule; synapse
Molecular function (GO): microtubule binding; GTPase activity; GTP binding
Source: RefSeq, a predicted model, not a curated record
CAAAUCAAUAUUUCGUUUGCCUCAGUCUUCUGCUGAGAGCGUGACAAGCUCUAUGGACCCUCAGCUCGAAAGACAAGUAGAAACCAUCCGGAACCUAGUCGACAGCUACAUGAGAAUAGUGACAAAGACCACUCGAGACUUGGUCCCGAAAACAAUUAUGUACAUGAUCAUCAACCAUACCAAAGAUUUCAUCAACGGGGAAUUAUUGGCGCACAUCUACGCUAGCGGCGACCAGUCUCAGAUGAUGGAGGAGGCGCCCGAAGAGGCUCAGAAACGAGAGGAGAUGCUCAGGAUGUACCACGCGUGCAAAGAAGCUCUUCACAUCAUCGGAGAUGUUUCGAUGGCCACCGUUUCUACGCCAGUACCGCCGCCGGUGAAGAACGAUUGGCUGGCCAGUGGCUUGGAGAACCCGAGGUUAUCGCCUCCGAGCCCGGGAGGCCCCAGGAAGGCUACCCCGCAGAUGGGGACUGUCGGAUCUAGUGGUUCCUUGGGCUCUAGGGUGCCCCCACCACCCCCCAGUUCUGGUAGGCCAGCUCCUGCCAUUCCCAACAGACCAGGGGGUGGUGCACCUCCUAUGCCUCCGGGAAGACCUCAGGGACAAGCUCUACCAGCACCCCUCAUUCCCACUCGAAUUGGAGGCCAACAGCAGGGAGGAAUACAAGUACCUCAGCAGGUGCAGAUGGCCGUGGGAAGGGCAGUCACCAAUGCAGCCAUCAACGAAUUUUCCAAUGCCUUCAAAUUCCAUAAUAGACCGGUACCCAAUAUUCCUCCAAGAAUACCCGACAGGCCACAAACAGGAAGACCAAAUUGAGAAAUUUUCUAGUCAGAGUAUAUAGUGUUGCCUGUCUUUGGGACCAAUGGUGAAAGCUUAUCGGCAACAAUGUAAAUUCUUGCAGAGUGAGAAUUAAAUAUUGUGAUUCUUGGACUACUAUUGUGAGCAAAGCGACCCUGUUUUUGAUUUGGUACAAUUUUAAUAGGUAUUUUUGGAAAGACUAGUCUUUAUAUUA